This is a messenger RNA of Cornus florida, 2167 nucleotides long. RefSeq names its product protein POLLENLESS 3-LIKE 2. NCBI's taxonomy places the organism in Eukaryota, Viridiplantae, Streptophyta, Magnoliopsida, Cornales, Cornaceae. The record is from RefSeq and is a predicted model, not a curated record. Gene Ontology annotation, molecular function: protein binding. The transcript is spliced from 4 exons. Bases 416 to 1864 code for a protein of 482 amino acids.
UCGUCAUUCUUGAAUGUAAUUAGAGUAAAAUUCAGGGGUGUAAUAAUAUUUUUAGAAAAAAAAUUCGGAAAUUGUAUUUUUUAAUUUUCUUACGCUGGAGUUUUAAACGCGUUUUAUACUAGUACUAUAAGUACUGCUACUAAAUAUAGUUCUCUCUUCGUUAAAAUAAAAAAAAUAAAAAUAAAAAAGGAGACACACAACGGCUAGUAAAACGGUAACAUUAAUGCAACGGUCUAAAAAUUCAAACAUUGCAUCCCAUUCUAUAACCUUUCCUUCACUCCUCUCUCUCUCCCAAGCUUCGUACUCUCCUCCUUCUCUACAUUUUUUGCAUCUUGGCGUAAGGAGUACAGAUUUCAUUCCACAUAUCUUCUCAUCUCUCUGAAAUCGAAAAAAAAGAAGAAGUAAUCAAAGAAAGAUGUUGCAGGACAUGUGGAACGGUCCGCCUGGUUUCAGACCCACUAAAUCUGCCCCUUCUUCCCCAGCCAAGCCUCUUGGGGUCUCCAGAACUCGCUCUGAGACUUUCUCCAGAACUCACUCCGAUACUUUUCAUAUCACCCACAAAGUCCCAGUUGGUGACACGCCCUAUGUUAGAGCCAAAAAUGUUCAGUUGGUAGAGAAGGAUCCGGAGAAGGCGAUACCGCUGUUCUGGGCAGCGAUUAAUGCUGGAGACAGAGUGGAUAGUGCUCUCAAAGACAUGGCCAUUGUAAUGAAGCAGCAAAAUCGGGCCGAAGAAGCCAUUGAAGCCAUCAAAUCUCUGAGAAGUCGGUGUUCAGAUCAAGCCCAAGAGUCUCUUGACAACAUACUAUUGGAUCUUUACAAGAGAUGUGGGAGAUUGGAUGACCAAAUAGCUUUAUUGAGGCACAAGUUGUUUUUGAUUCAACAAGGCAUGGCUUUCAAUGGGAAGCGGACUAAGACAGCCCGAUCCCAAGGGAAGAAAUUUCAAGUUUCUGUUGAACAAGAAGCCACUCGAUUACUGGGGAACUUGGGAUGGGCAUUGAUGCAGCAGAACAAUUACAUUGAAGCCGAAGAUGCGUACCGGAGGGCGUUACUAAUUGCGCCAGAUAAUAACAAGAUGUGCAAUCUGGGCAUCUGUUUGAUGAAACAAGGGAGAAUUACAGAGGCCAAAGAGACACUCCGGCGAGUGAAACCAGCCGUCGUGGAUGGUCCGAGGGGUGUGGAUUCCCAUCUCAAGGCCUUUGAGAGAGCACAACAAAUGCUUCAAGACCUCGAGUCUGAAAUGAUGAAUAAAGGCGGAGACAGGGUCGAGCAGCGCAAGCUUUUCGACGCCUUCCUUGGUUCCUCCUCAAUUUGGCAGCCUCAACCUUGCAAGGAACAAACAGUAUUGCCAACAACUGAUUCAUCUAAACCCCAAGAUGAGUUUGCUGAUGAGAAUAUCAAUUCAAACAUAAUGGCAAAAUCAACAGUUGUUAACGGUCAAAAAAGUGCCAAACCAUCUGUUCCUCCUUAUUGGAAUUCGCUCAAUAUCGACGCACCGCCAUUUUAUUCAUCCACAUUGCAUGAGAGGUUGAAGAGAACCAGGUCUGGAAAUGCUGCUAACACAAUGAGGCCUAAUGAAAUGGAGGAGGGGGAGUUGAGGAAGCCUUUUAUGGAACCCGAAAACAAGGCGAGGCGGCGAUCAAUGUCGCCCAAGAAAAGAGGGGAUAAGUUGACAGAGUUGCUGCCAGACAGCAAGGACUUUGAGGAGGCCAUUAUAGCUGCAGUUUUGGGGUCAAGCAAUGAAACUAAGGAGAAGGAGGUGGAAAGUAGCAACAACAACUAUUCAGGAAUGUUUCAGCAGAGAAAGAUUGACAAGAGAUUGAAGGUUUUUCAAGACAUAACACUGUCAUUGAGUCCAAGGGCAUGAUUCUAAUCUUAGAUAGUCUUAGCUAACUAAUUAUUAAAAAUUCUAAGUUAUUGUAGUUUUAGGGUGGAGAUGAACUUGUUCUCCUCAAACCCUAUUCCUUGAGUUAUGUGGUAAUGGAUGGGUACUAGUUCUGGUGGGGUAGCAGUAUUAGCAUUGGGGGUUGGUGGUGGUGUUUGUCCACUCAACCUGAGCAUAUUCUUAUUUGGUUAUCUAUAUUUAUUAUUAUGUUCGCUACUCAUAUAUGGCAUAGAUGUAAUAAUCAUUUGAUUUGCCAUUUCUGAAUAAUAUAUCUCCUUUCUUGAA